AUGCGAAAGACGAACUUACCACUCCGAAUCGGCGGCGGAAACGCAGCGGGAGCUAGAAUGUCAGCCACGGCUGCCGGAAGCUACGCGAUGGCUCUCGCGGACGUCGCGAAGAGGAACGACACGCUCGAAUUGACGAGCGCAGACGUCGAGAAGCUCGAGAAGGUAUUCUCAGAUCCACAGGUGCUCAAUUUCUUCGCGAACCCGACCGUCACCGUCGAGAAAAAGCGCCUCGUGAUCGACGACAUCGUGAAAACCUCCUCCCUCCAGAGCCACACGUCGAAUUUCCUCAACGUCCUGAUCGAUGCGAAGCGGAUCGACAUAGUGACGGAGAUCGUGAAAGAGUUCGAGAUAGUGUACAACAAGAUAACGGACACGCAAUUGGCGGAGGUUAGAUCGGUGGUGCAGCUGGAGGCGCCGCAGCUCGCUCAGAUCGCGAAACAGGUCCAGAAGCUGACCAAGGCGAAGAACGUGAGGGUGAAGACGGUGAUUGAUCCGAGUCUCGUCGCUGGGUUUACGAUUAGGUAUGGAGAAUCUGGGUCGAAGCUUAUUGAUAUGAGUGUGAAGAAGCAGCUUGAAGAUAUCGCUGCUCAGCUAGAACUCGGCGAGAUUCAAUUAGCUACUUGA
Messenger RNA from Microthlaspi erraticum, 624 nucleotides. NCBI's taxonomy places the organism in Eukaryota, Viridiplantae, Streptophyta, Magnoliopsida, Brassicales, Brassicaceae. The record is from the annotation of a GenBank genome assembly.